GGAUGGAGUGCUAGCCUUGUUGGCUACAUUGUCUGGGAUGGGCUGAAAGUUACAGAGACGUACUGAGGUGCAGCAAUGGGUGUAAACCUGAUCCUGUGUGUGUGCUUCGUCCUGUAUCUUGGAGGCCAUGCUUCUUGUGAGACUCUGGGAAAAGACUUUGCUGUGGUCUUCAUGCAGAACUUUCGCCCUGAUCAUGGUAAACCACGCCUGCGACUUACACUCACAGCACUUUUCCAAGAUACUCAAGUCAAUAUCUCUCUUCCAAAUACAAGCUUUUGCAAGCUAGUCUCAGUAAUGCCUGGCUCCUCAGUGACCGUUGCGUUACCAGUGGAUUCUGAGCUUCUUAAUAGUUGCCGAUCUAAUAAGGUUGUCAGUGUCCACUCAACCCAGGAACUAUCAGUGGUGGCCAACAAUGAAAGACCUUAUACAAGCAGCACGUGGAUUGUGUACCCAAUUACAGAGUGGGGAAGAGAAUACUAUGUAUUUACACCUGACAGUGGGCCAAGAGGAACAUUUGGACAAAUAGCUGUGAUUAAUGGUCCCACACCUAAUCUGGUCACUGCCACCUUAACAGACAUAGUGUUCUUUGACAAUACGAGCUUCUCUCCUGGCGAACCGCUACAUCUGACACUGGAACCGUGGGAAUCUGUACAGCUCCAGAGCUCCUAUGACUUGUCUGGCAGCCAUCUUGUGUCACAAGAAACUAUUGGGGUGUUUACAGGUCACAGCUGUGCUCAGAAGAACACCCACUGCACCCAUAUAUGUAUGCAACUUCUGCCAAUCACUUCCUGGGGAUCUAAUUUUGUGGCACCACCAAUACAAUUUCAGAGCGCAUACAGUGUCUAUGUCAUGGCAUCUGCAGAGACUAUUGUGAUUGUUAAAAAUGAUAACAAUACCUUGUAUAGAGAACUGAUUCCUGGAAGUGUGGAAGAGUUCAAAAUUCCCCCUUUCAAGUCUGCAUAUAUAUCUAGUACUGUCGGGCUCAUGGCUUUGUUGUAUAGCAGUGGUGGAGUUUAUAAAGACCUUAUCUAUGAUGGAUUCCUUCUCAACCUCACUCCAGAAGAAGAAUUCUGUUCUAGUUAUGGACUAGUCUCUAUGCCCAGUCUUAAGAACCUUGCAUUUAUAGUCAUUCCCAGGAAUAGUGCUUCUCAAUUACAAUACAAUCAGACGAAGUUAAUAAACUUACAAUGGAGAGAUGUUGAUGCUACAAUAAUGGUGUACGCAAAAAUACCUUAUAUUCAGCGUAGUGGAUAUAGUGUUAUCUCACAUCCUUAUGAACAAUUUGGCCUAUUUUCUGUUGGCUUUGCAAAAAUGAGUGCCUAUGGAGUACCAGGGGUGUGUCUAGAUAGAGUACAAAGUCUGCACUCCAGUGUUCAAUCUAUGGAUGAGUUGCCACUCAACAGAACAGAUGGAAACUCUGUUUUUUCUCCUCUUCACCCAACAUGCAUUGCCUGGGGAAGGCCACAUUUUCGCACCUUUGAUGGGUCUUAUGUGAUCCAGUCUGGUAACUGCACAGCUGUACUCCUCGCUCUUACAGAUCCUGAAACCAGUUCUCAGUCCUUCAGCGUAGAAAGAAAAAUGAAGCCCGACAUUGCACUGAUAAUCAGAACUUCUGUCAUGACUAUUGAGAUACCAGUCAAUGAACCAGGAGAAGUAACAGUAGAUGGAGUCCAGUUUUACCUUCCACUAAGUUUUCAGAAAGGUCCACUAAACUUAACACAACUUGGUCCAUUUACUGAAGCAAGCUUUUCUUUUGGUCUCAGAGUUCUGAUUGGAAAAGGAUUCCUUUAUCUUACAAUUCCCAGCUUUUCUGGACUGAUGACUGGAAUUUGCGUGGGAUAUACUGGCAACUCUACAAAUCAAUCCAGUUUAGGACUGCCUACAGAUGAGCUUUGUGUCUCUGGCAACUGGAGGUAUUAUGAGGAAUGCAACAUACAAAUUAGUAAUAUAACCAAUACAACCACAUCCUGUAGUUUGCUGGAAGAAUUGGACGUAUUUAUAGAAUGUUCUGAAGUUCUGGAUUCCAAACCAUUUGUUAAAAGUUGUAUGUUUGAGGUCUGUGAAAAUGCACUUUUUGACAUAUGCAAGAUCUUGGAGAGUUAUGCUAAAGCUUGCGCAGUAGAAGGUGUAAACAUGAAUGGAUGGAGAAAUCUGGCGAAAUGUGACCUUCAAUGUCCCUUGAAUAGUUACUAUGAAAGCUGUUUACCUCUUUCAACCUGCUUGGGUUCUCAAAGCUCAGAGUGUGACAGAAAACAAUGUUUUGAAGGCUGUGUUUGUCAACAGAACUAUCAACUCCAAAUGGGUACAUGUACCCCCAUAGAACAAUGUCUCUGGGGAGGUAACUAUUACCCUAAUGGAACAGAACUGCUCAGCAGUGAUUGCCAAACAAUGUGCCUGUGCAAUGGUUCCACAGGAGAAGUAGAAUGCCAACAUGUUAAUGGCUGUGAUCCCGGGUAUAGAUGUGGACUUGACAAUGACCUGUGGUCUUGUCUUGCAUUUAUAAAGGAGUCCUGCUCGGUCUAUGAAGGUUCUAACUAUGUAACAUUCGAUGGCCAUUUUGGCAGUAUUAUUGGCUAUUGUGACACCAGAAUGGCAGGUCUUUGUGUGCCGACUAAUGAGUUGGAUAAUUUUGAUGUGCACUUAAUAACCCAUGAAGGAGCAACACCUGGAUCAAAUCAUAUCAAAGCUGUUGAUAUCUAUAUAUCUGGAAGACUGGUGACCCUCAGUCAUGUGUACAAUGGAAGAGUUGAGGUGGAUGGUGUGUUGUAUAACACUCCUGUUUUACUGAAUGGUGGCGAAGUUGAAAUCUUUCAGAGUGGUCUGGGUGGAGUUAUCGUGCUUUCAUUUGAUGGUCUGACCUUCUCAUUUGACAAUGGACAAGUCUUGGCUCUUAUUCCUAUGUCCUAUACUGGUGCGGUAUGUGGUCUUUGUGUCUCUGAGCCCACCAACCCAGAAUUGGAGAUAUGCAGGAGUGACUGCCAUAAAAACUGCAGCACAUGUUCCCUUAUGGGAAGCUACAACUUGGAUAGCUGUGGGAUGCUUGUGGAUGAUAAUGGACCAUUCAGAGACUGUUACAGGAAGCUUGACACUGAAAGCUUUAUCCACAGGUGUAUUGCAGAUCUAUGUAAUGAGGGUGACCUGUGCAAAGUUCUUUCCAGCUACACCACAGCAUGCCAGGAAGCAGGAGCAGUAGUCCAUUCUUGGAGAACUGACACAUUCUGUAGUCAUCAGUGCCCACCCAAUUCUCAUUACACAGUUUGUGGCCCCAGCUGCCCUCCAGCAUGCAACAACUUCCAACCACACUUCUGUCCUCUGCCUUGCCGGGAGAGUUGCUCCUGUGAUUCUGGCUAUGUUCUUGGUGGAGGAAAGUGUGUCCUUCCUGAAGACUGCGGCUGCCUGUAUAAUGGCCACUACUUGCAACCAGGUGAGGCUUUCUACGAUGAUUAUUGCUGGCAGUUGUGUGAGUGUCUCAAUGGUACUGUCACAUGCAAAGAACAAGCCUGCACCCGACGAGAAGAAUGUGUAAUUGACAAAGGAGUGAGGUCAUGUCUUCCUAAAAUGAUGCCAGCCUGCUGGGUCACAAAUAAUCUAUAUUACCACACAUUUGAUGGUGCCAUCUUGGAUGCCAAUGGGAAUAGCAACUAUACCAUGAGCAAGCUAUGCCAACCUAGUGACCUGCCUGCGUUUGAAGUCUAUUUGCAAAGUGAGACUGUUGAAACAAACUUCACAAUGCUGAGCAGAGCAACUCUUCUUGUAUAUGGGCACAACUUGACCGUAUCCAGGAACACUGAAGGAAUACAGGUAGAUAGAGAAACGCAAUAUUUCCCAAUCGUGGUGGAGUUUGGUAAGAUUGUGGCUUCAAAACACGGUCCUGUUAUACAUAUAACCUCAGACUUUGGUCUUUUUAUUUUUGGUCCUUCGUGGGUCUCCCUCCAAAUACCAGUGAGAUACAUGGGUAAUGUUUGUGGCCUAUGUGGUAAUGCAAAUGGAAAUGCCGGUGAUGACUUUGAUGCUGUAAAUGCCACAGAAUUCGUAUCGCAAUAUAUUUCUGAAGAGGUGUGCGCUUAUCCAAGGAACAUGAGUGGUUGUGUAUUCAAUGAAACGAGCCAAUUUGAAGAUAAAAAUUAUUGUGGCCAACUCCUGAUGAAGGAGGGAUAUUUUAGACACUGCCAUGCUGUUAUUCCCCCGGAGCCAUACUUUAAGACAUGCAUCUUGCAUAUGACUCUGGAGAAUGGCCAUGAGGAAGCCCUAAAUCAAAGUCUACAACGUUAUCGGGAUGUUUGUCUAUCGGCUCACACAAUUGUCCACCCUUGGGGAACUGGCUCACAAGUUGAAGAUCAAAUAGAACGUACACAGUACCCAAUGAAAGAGCAAAGCAGCCUUAUUGAGAGAACAUCUGGCUAUAACCCUCAAAAGCGCCAACAUUGUUUCAUCUUUCAGAAUAAUUAUAUUCCUUUUGGUGGUCUAACAUUUAAAGAAUUUGCUGGGUCUUCCAAUGUGUCACUUGUCCAGUUUUGUCCUGAAGAAAGCAAUAUAACCCGUGAAUACUUUGCUGUUCAUUAUAUGUAUAGUGAUACAGAGAGUAGGGGGCAGCUCUGGGUUAGGGUGUAUGGAGUGGACGUAGUCUUGGAUAAUCAAGAACCAUUUAAUGUUUGGGUAAAUGGGAUGUUCAUCGAUCCACCAGCCAUUAUUCUUCCAGGAAAGGUUUGGCUGAAUCGGAAUGGCCUCCUAUUAACUCUGGAGACUGAUAUUGGUCUAUCUAUCCUGUAUGAUGGACAACUUCUCUUAAUAUUACUUCCUGAGAACUUCCGUGGUCCCACCUGUGGGCUCUGUGCACAAACAAACACCAGUGAAUUUUCAACCCCAAUCACACUCGCAAGUGCUAAUUCUUGGAGAUGUAAUGGCUCGGCAUCAAGCAAUCCCAGCCUCUGUCUGUUACUAUUGGAAGAAAGGGGCCCCUAUGGAGCUUGCCAUGAUGUAUUCAGCCCAUACGCAUUUUAUGACCUAUGUCUAGCCCAACAGUGCCAAUAUGAUGAGGAUAAUCUGUCGGUUUGCCAGACUCUCCAUAAUUAUGCCAUGAUAUGCCAGUCACAAGGUGUCUCUGUCCAGCCCUGGAGAAAAGAUGACUUUUGCCCUUUCCUGUGUCCUUUGAGAAGUGUGUACACACCCUGUGUGAGGCCCUGUGGUGACCGGUGUAUUGGAGAUGGCUGCCUUGCUCAUUGCAUGGAGGGGUGCAGCUGUCAGGAAGGCUUGGUGUGGGAUGGCUUGGAUUGUGUGGAUGCAGUUUUUUGCCUUCAAAGUUCUAAAGAAGAGCUGGUUAUUUAUGAGUCUACGGAAAGAAAUCGGCAUCUUGUCUGUCAGCAGAAUGAGACUUCUCAGGCCUGUCUGCAGUGUAUCGUAAAUUCUACUGAAAUCACAUCGUUCGGUAACUUUGCCAGAUCUCUGAAUUACAAUGGCACGUAUGACAUCCUGAAAAUAUGCAAUUAUCUCUCAAAAAUCUGGUUCAGAGUUGUGCUGAAAGUCCACCAUGGUGUCCCAGGACGACUUCACAUUUUCUUCCAGAAUAGCUUUGUCACAAUCACAAACUCUCUACAUGUAUGGGUAAAUGGUAAGCAGGUGUGGCUGCCUUUUGCUGGACCUUCAAACUCCUUUAUUAAGUAUUCAGAGGGACUGGUGUCCUUUAUCUCGCCUGGUAUCAUGGAUAUAACGUUGAACCGUUGGGGAGAUGUUCACAUUACCAUGUCACCUGACUUCCCCCACUUGCUCUGUGGUGUCUGUGCCAGCCUUAAACAUGGGCAUUCGCUGGACAGCUGGAGGGCUGAUGACUUGUCCUAGUAAUGUUUCAGUGGCAUCCUGUUGCCCAUUGGAUGCUGCAUGUUUUAUAGUUCAGUUUCUCCUCUCGACAUGUGC
This is a messenger RNA of Pelobates fuscus (common spadefoot toad), 5910 nucleotides long. RefSeq names its product IgGFc-binding protein-like. Bases 76 to 5835 code for a protein of 1919 amino acids. The transcript has 14 exons. The record is from RefSeq and is a predicted model, not a curated record. Gene Ontology annotation, molecular function: protein binding. Lineage: Eukaryota; Metazoa; Chordata; Amphibia; Anura; Pelobatidae.